AUGGAGGAAUACGUUACCCGCGGCGUGUGCGGGCAGGACGGAUGUCUUGAGAUGCGGUAUAUCUUGGAAAAUGGGCUGUGGUUUUGUCGGGGGGGGCAUCAGCAGGAGCCCCUCGUCAAGGAUCUCUGGUCCCUCCGUCUGCCCCAGCUCUACAGCUGCAGCAGAGAUCGGUAUGGCUAUGCAUCAGCCUCCGACCAUGGCCAGGAUGGCGAGAGCAGUCAAACAGAGGUAUUCAGUUCGCAGGCUGCAGGAACAGGUACAGGUAUAGGUACAGGCACGGAUGCAGACAGAGAGGGGGAGGAAGAUGAGGUCGAAGAGGAGACGGCCUAUCAGCGGCGCCGAAUGCUGGAGUCGCCGAAGCUGAUUGACUCGCUGGCGCUGUGCUAUUUGGGCGUGCUGUUGUUGAGGGUGCCGUUGGGGCUUGGGAGGGUGGAGAGAUGGAUCCUGAACGACGAAAUACCCCUGAUCAGGGCGAUCAGGUUUAUACCGCAGGAUAUGAAGGAUCGGUUGCCGGCGGCGUAUCAUUUUGCGCUGGAUACGAAGAACGUGCCAACGGGCUACCAACUCCACCGCGCCAUCGCGGAUCUAGCAGCCUUUUACCACAAAGAAUUCGGCGUGGAGAUCCCGCCGCUCAACGCCCCGCUUAUGCUACUUACAUAUAUCAAACAGCUCUCAUUACCACUCGAGCCUUUUCUCCCCGUCCUAAAUCGGCUACAGCAACUAGCUGGCUACAGCUUCAGCUACUCCUCCCCCAUUACAUGCAGCACAACCACAUCUACCAGAAGAAAAUGCAAGCGGAAAUUCCACCGCAACCACCUCCCUGAAGUCCAGCUCGUAUCCCUCCUGAUCAUUGCUGUGAAGCUCUUUUACCCCUUUGAUGACGGGGAGGGAAGUACUGAUGGCCUAACGAAUGUGAAGAGGUAUCCGUUCUCGUGGCGUGAUCCUGCAGCGCAGAUUAUGAAUUGGGAGGCGUGGAGGGUGUUUCAGGGGGAGGGGAAGGGGAAGGGGAAGGAGAAGGAGAGGCAGAUUGGAGUUCGAGCUGGGGAUGUGUUUGGGAUGAAUGAGGGAGAGAUUGAUAAGUAUUUGGAUUGGUAUGAGGGAAUGUUUGCGGGGAGGGGAACUUCGAAUCCGUUUACGGACAUGUUCCCAACAAGCCGAACGGGCACUGACAACAGCAGCAAUGAAACUGCACCUGCGCAGACGCAGCAAGGACAGCAACAACAACAAGAAGAAGGAGAAGGAGAAGAAGAAGACACCCUACUCACAACAGCACUCCACAAUGUUCUCGGCGAGCUACGGAUUCGUCGUGCAAUCAGCGUGGGCUCUACAAACGAUGCCGCCGAACAACAAAAAGCCCAAACCAAGUCCUGCACUGCCAUUCCAGCCACAGUCCCCCGUCCAGGGAGCUUUUACAAACGCUCCCAGACGGAAGAGCAGCUGAAUGAGCGGGCUAGGGCUUUCUACGAGGCGGCCGCAAGGGUUAUUGGAGUUUCGUUGCGGACGGUGGUUAUUGGGGUGUAUCAUACGGAGAGGAGGAUUAGGGCGGGAUGGGUUGGUGGGAAUGGUAUGGAGGAAGUUAGUGAGGGGGAGGGUGAGAAUGAGGGGGGUGGAGAGGAGUGGGGUGGAAAUGGGGAUAGUAAUGGGGAUGUGAUGAUGGAGAAGGUGGACGGGGAUGAGGAUGAGGAUGAGGAUGAGGAUGAGGAUAUGGGGGAGACAGCGAAGUCCUCAAUUGCCAGCGACCCAACGUCGGAAGUUGACGAGAGACGUGUAGAGUCAAACCCAUCCAGCAACGACAGAGCUUUCAAAGUAUCAGCAACCAUGCAGAUCUUCGUCAAAACCCUCACGGGCAAGACCAUCACCCUCGAGGUCGAGUCCAGCGAUACCAUCGACAAUGUAAAGUCGAAAAUUCAGGACAAGGAGGGUAUCCCACCUGAUCAGCAGCGAUUGAUCUUCGCUGGCAAGCAGCUUGAGGACGGCCGAACGCUUAGUGAUUAUAAUAUCCAGAAAGAAUCCACCCUUCACCUCGUCCUCCGCCUCCGUGGUGGUAUCAUCGAACCCUCGCUCAGAGCCCUCGCCAGCAAAUACAACUGCGACAAGAUGAUCUGCCGGAAGUGCUAUGCCCGCCUCCCCCCCCGGGCCACUAACUGCCGAAAGAAGAAAUGUGGCCACACUAACCAACUCCGACCAAAGAAGAAGCUGAAGUAG
Molecule: messenger RNA, 2205 nt
Organism: Paracoccidioides lutzii Pb01
Product: ubiquitin-60S ribosomal protein L40
Exons: 11
Coding region: 1-2205 (734 amino acids)
Biological process (GO): translation; modification-dependent protein catabolic process; protein ubiquitination
Cellular component (GO): cytoplasm; nucleus; ribosome
Molecular function (GO): protein tag activity; structural constituent of ribosome; ubiquitin protein ligase binding
Source: RefSeq, a predicted model, not a curated record